AUGAGGGUGCUUGUACUAGCUCUUGCUGUGGCCCUCGCAAGUAUGUCUGAAGGAUAAUUCAAUAUUAUUGCAGCCCCAGAGUUUGCUACUGGAAAGACCUACGUGUACAAAUAUGAGGCAUUUCUCAUGGGCGGCCUGCCUGAGGAGGGUCUGGCACGGGCUGGAGUGAAGAUCCAGAGCAAAGUUUUGAUCCAUGCAGCGGCUGCCAACACCUUCAUGCUGAAGCUUAUUGACCCUGAAAUCUUUGAGUACAGUGGUAUCUGGCCCAAAGAUGUUUUCAUCCCAGCCACCAAGCUCACCUCAGCCCUGGCUGCUCAGCUCUUGACACCCAUCAAGUUUGAGUACACCAACGGUCUUGUUGGUAAAGUGUUUGCACCGGCUGGCAUCUCUGUGACUGUGCUGAACAUCUACAGGGGAAUCCUCAACAUCUUCCAGCUGAACAUCAAGAAGACUCACAACAUCUAUGAGCUGCAAGAGCCUGGAGCGCAGGGUGUGUGCAAGACCCACUAUGUCAUCAGUGAGGACACCAAGGCUGACCGCAUUCUUCUGACCAAGACCAAGGACCUGAACCACUGUCAGGAGAGAAUCAUCAAGGACAUCGGCUUGGCUUACACUGAGAAAUGCUUUGAGUGUGAGGCUAGAGGAAAGACCCUGAAGGGAGCCGCUGCCUUUAACUACGUCAUGAAGCCAGCAGCCACCGGCACUAUCAUCUUGGAAGCAACUGCUUCAGAGAUGAUUCAGUUCUCUCCUUUCAACAUCUUGAAUGGCGCUGCCCAAAUGGAGGCUAAGCAAAUCCUGACCUUUUUGGAGAUUGAGAGGGCCCCAGUGGAGCCCAUCAGAGCAGAAUAUCUUCACCGUGGAUCUCUGCAGUAUGAGUUUGGCAGCGAGCUUCUCCAGACACCCAUCCAGCUCUUGAGGAUCAGCAACGCAGAGGCUCAGAUUGUUGAGGUUCUGAACCACCUGGUGACCUAUAAUGUGGCCAAGGUUCAUGAGGAUGCCCCUCUGAAGUUUAUUGAGCUCAUCCAGCUGCUGCGUGUGGCCAGAUUUGAGACUAUUGAGGCUCUCUGGACUCAGUUCAAAGCUAGACCCGAUCACAGGCAUUGGAUCCUGAACGCUGUCCCUGCCAUUGGUACUCACAUUGCUCUAAGGUUCCUCAAGGAGAAGUUCUUGGCUCAUGACCUGACUAUUCCUGAAGCUGCUCAAGCUCUGGUGGCAUCUGUGCAAAUGGUGACAGCCGACCUGGAGGCCAUCAAACUUGCUGAGGGUCUGGCUAUGAACCACAGGAUCCGAGAAAAUGCAGUCCUGCGUGAGAUCGCUAUGCUGGGCUACGGCACUCUGGUUGCCAAAUACUGUGCAGAGAACCCAACUUGCCCAGCUGAGUUUGUGAGGCCCAUUCAUGAACUCGCUGUUGAGGCUCUUGCCAGAGGUGAUAUUGAGGAGCUCACUAUCGCUCUUAAAGUUCUGGGUAAUGCUGGACAUCCUGCUAGCCUUAAACCAAUCAUGAAGUUCCUGCCUGGCUUUGGAAGUGCUGCUGCCAAUCUGCCACACAGAAUUCACAUUGAUGCUGUUCUGGCCCUGAGGAACAUCGCAAAGAAAGAGCCCAAGAUGAUCCAAGAAAUGGCUGUUCAGCUGUUUAUGGAUAAGGAUCUCCACCCAGAGCUCCGCAUGGUUGCUGCUAUUGUGCUGUUUGAGACUAAGCUGCCAAUGGGUCUGGUGACCACUCUUGCUGAUGCCCUCUUGAAAGAAAAAAAUCUGCAGGUUGCUAGCUUUGUCUACUCUUACAUGAAAGCCAUGACCAAGAACACCAUCCCUGACUUUGCUUCUGUUGCUGCAGCCUGCAAUGUUGCUGUGAAGAUCCUCAGCCCCAAAUUUGACAGACUGAGCUACCGCUUCAGCAGAGCUCUCUAUUUUGAUGCCUACCACAGCCCCUGGAUGAUGGGUGCUGCUGCCAGUGCCUUCUACAUUAACGAAGCUGCAACUGUUUUGCCAAGAGCCAUUGUGGCCAAAGCUCGCACCUACCUGGCCGGAGUUUAUGCUGAUGUCCUUGAGUUUGGAGUAAGAACUGAGGGAGUUCAGGAGGCCCUUCUGAAAAUCCAUGAGGCUCCUGAGAAUGCUGACAGGCUCACCAAGAUGAAACAAGUCAUGAAGGCUCUUUCUGAGUGGAGGGCUCACCCUUCAGGCAAGCCCCUGGCCUCCAUGUAUGUGAAAUUCUUCGGACAGGAAAUUGCCUUUGCCAACAUUGACAAGGCUAUUGUUGAUCAGAUUAUUGAGGUGGCCACCGGCCCUGCAGUUUAUGCUCAAGGCAGGAAGGCUUUGGAUGCUCUGUUGUCUGGUUUCACACUGCAUUAUGCUAAACCCAUGCUGGUCGCUGAGAUUCGUCGCAUCCUUCCCACUGCUGUUGGUCUGCCCAUGGAGCUGAGUUUCUAUACUGCUGCUGUGGCUGCUGCAUCUGUUGAAUUCCAAGCCACCGUGACACCACCUCUGCCUGAAAAUUUCCAUGCUGCCCAGCUUUUGAAGUCUGACAUUAACAUGAGAGCUGCAAUUGCUCCAAGUGUUUCUAUGCACACCUAUGCAGUUAUGGGAGUGAACACUGCGUUCAUCCAGGCCGCCCUGGUGUCAAGAGCCAGAGUUCACACAAUUGUUCCUGCAAAGAUGGAAGCAAGAAUUGACAUGAUUAAGGGCAACUUCAAACUCCAGUUCCUGCCUGUUCAGGGCAUCGAUAAGAUCGCAUCUGCACUUGUUGAGACUUUUGCUAUUGCAACAAAUGUGGAAGACCUCACAGCUGCCAAAAUCACACCAAUGAUUCCAGCUGAGGCUGCAGUACAGCUGUCAAGGGAGAUUUUCUCUUCAAAGGCUUCUAGAAAACUUGCCAACAGCCUUAAAGUACCCAAAGCCUUCAAAAAGAAAAUGUGUGCUGCAAUUGAAACCUUUGGAAUAAAGGCAUGCACAGAGAUUGAGUCUCGCAAUGCCGCCUUCAUCAGAGACUGCCCGCUCUAUGCCAUAAUUGGAAAACAUGCUGUCAUAGUUGAGGUUGCUCCAGCUGCUGGACCAGUCAUCGAGAAGAUUGAAGUUGAGAUUCAGGUUGGAGAUAAAGCAGCAGAAAAGAUCAUCAAAGUGAUUAACCUGAGCGAGGAAGAGGAAAUGUUCGAGGACAAGAACGUCCUGAUGAAACUCAAGAAUAUCUUGGUUCCUGGUCUGAAGAACAGAACAGCAACUUCCUCCAGCUCCAGCUCCAGCAGCUCUCACUCCAGCAGCUCUCGUUCAAGCAUCUCCUCCUCUGCAUCAUCCAAAAGCUCCUCCAGCAGUGCUUCAAGCAGCCGUUCAUCAGUCCGUUCCAGCAGCCGCUCUUCCAGCUCCAGCUCCAGCUCCUCCAGGUCCAGCUCCCUGUCUAAGGUGAGAUAUUUGCAGCAUGCCAUCUCCUCAGCCCGUACCAACAGCAAGAGCAGUGCCUACAGCUUUGAAGCCAUUUACAAUAAGGCCAAGUACCUUGCUAACGCUGUCACUCCUGCUGUGACUGUUCUCAUCCGUGCUGUGAGAGCCGACCACAAGGUUCAGGGAUACCAGAUCGCAGCUUACUUUGACAAAACCACUGCCAGACUGCAGGUCAUCUUUGCUAACCUGGCUGAGAAUGACCACUGGAGAAUCUGUGCUGAUGGUAUGAUGCUGAGCAACCACAAGCUGAUGGCCAAGAUUGCCUGGGGCAUUGAAUGCAAGCAAUACGAGACUGAGAUCAUAGCUGAAACUGGUCUUGUGGGUCAAGAGCCUGCUGUCCGCCUGAAGGUCACCUGGGACAAACUUCCAAAGAGCAUGAAGCACUAUGCAAAGCAGAUCUCUGAGUACAUUUCCCGUAUUGCUCAUGAAGCCGGAGUGAGCCUGGCAAAGGUCAAGAAUAUUCAUAAUCAGAUCAAACUGACUGUGGCUGUUGCUUCUGAGACAACCCUGAAUGUUGUGCUGAAGACACCAAAGAGGACCAUUUAUAAACUUGGAGUGGGUCUGCCUAUUUCACUGCCACUUGGAGACACUGCUGCUGAGCUGCAAACAUACCAGGACAACUGGGCUGAGAAGAUCUCCUACAUGGUCACCAAGGCUCAUGCAGCUGAGUGCACCAUGAUCAAAGACACCCUAAUCACAUUCAACAACAGGAAAUACAAGAAUGAAAUGCCCCACUCUUGCUACCAGGUUCUGGCUCAGGAUUGCACCUCAGAACUCAAAUUCAUAGUUCUGUUGAAAAAGGACCAAACACUGGAACAGCAACAGAUCAAUGUGAAGAUUGCAAACAUUGAUAUCAACAUGUAUCCAAAGGACAACAUUGUCAUGGUGAAGAUCAAUGGAGUAGAAAUCCCCAUCAACAACCUGCCAUAUCAGCAUCCCACAGGCAAAAUUCAGAUCAGACAGAAAGGAGAGGGCAUCGCUCUCCACGCUCCCAGCCAUGGUCUUCAGGAGGUCUACUUUGAUCUGAACGCACUGAAGGUUAAAGUUGUGGACUGGAUGAGAGGACAGACUUGUGGACUGUGUGGAAAGGCUGAUGGGGAAAUCAGACAGGAGUACCGCACACCCAACGAACGCGUGUCCAAGAACGCAAUCAGCUACGCUCAUUCCUGGGUUCUGCCUGGAAAGAGCUGCCGUGAUGCCUCUGAGUGUUACAUGAACCUUGAGUCUGUGAAGCUGGAGAAGCAGAUGAUCCUCCAUGGUCAGGAGUCCAAAUGCUACUCUGUUGAGCCUGUGCUGCGCUGCCUGCCCGGCUGCAUACCAGUGAGGACCACCUCUGUCAGCGUUGGCUUCCACUGCCUGCCUGCUGACUCUAACCUGAACCGCUCUGAGGGUCUGAGCAACAUCUAUCAGAAGAGCUCUGACCUACAGGAAACAACAGAAGCUCAUGUGGCAUGUCGCUGCACUGCUCAGUGCGCGUAA
Molecule: messenger RNA, 4911 nt
Organism: Seriola dumerili (greater amberjack)
Lineage: Eukaryota; Metazoa; Chordata; Actinopteri; Carangiformes; Carangidae
Product: vitellogenin-2-like
Exons: 33
Biological process (GO): lipid transport
Molecular function (GO): lipid carrier activity
Source: RefSeq, a predicted model, not a curated record